Nannospalax galili (Upper Galilee mountains blind mole rat) is the source of this 3701-nucleotide messenger RNA. RefSeq names its product transmembrane 9 superfamily member 4 (gene Tm9sf4). Gene Ontology annotation, cellular component: membrane. The record is from RefSeq and is a predicted model, not a curated record. Gene Ontology annotation, biological process: protein localization to membrane. Lineage: Eukaryota; Metazoa; Chordata; Mammalia; Rodentia; Spalacidae. The transcript is spliced from 18 exons. Bases 212 to 2143 code for a protein of 643 amino acids.
GGCUCCAAUAGCUACACGGUUCUUUCCCUACGCCUAAGCAGCGACCUCACUGCUAAAACCCAGGUGCCAAACAGAAAUCAAAUCUCCUUUGGCUCUUUACUACAGAGACGACAGAAGCAACCGAAGCAAGGCAACUUGCCUUGCAGUUAUAGUCGGUAAUCGCGGAAGCACCACUUCCGCUGACGUCAUCACGCCGACACGUGGAUCCAAGAUGGCGGUGGCGAUGGUUUGGUGGCCAAGGUUCCUGCUACUUCUCUGUCUCACGUGUCAAACAAGUACCUUCUAUGUCCCUGGGGUUGCACCAAUCAACUUCCACCAGAACGACCCCGUAGAAAUCAAGGCUGUGAAGCUUACCAGCUCUCGAACCCAGCUACCUUACGAAUACUACUCGCUGCCCUUCUGCCAGCCCAGCAAAAUAACCUACAAGGCUGAGAAUCUUGGAGAGGUGCUGAGAGGGGACCGGAUUGUCAACACCCCUUUCCAGGUUCUCAUGAACAGUGAGAAGAAGUGUGAAGUUCUGUGCAGCCAGUCCAGCAAGCCAGUGACCCUGACAGUGGAGGAGAGCCGGCUGGUGGCCGAACGCAUCACAGAGGACUACUAUGUUCACCUCAUAGCUGACAACUUGCCUGUGGCCACCCGACUGGAACUCUACUCCAACAACCGUGACAGUGAUGACAAGAAGAAAGAAAAAGAUGUACAGUUUGAACAUGGCUACCGGCUUGGCUUCACAGAUGUCAAUAAGAUCUAUCUGCACAAUCACCUCUCCUUCAUCCUUUACUUCCACCGGGAGGACAUGGAAGAGGACCAGGAACAUACAUACCGUGUCGUCCGCUUCGAGGUGAUUCCCCAGAGCAUCAGGCUGGAGGACCUCAAAACAGAUGAGAAGAAUUCGUGCACGCUACCUGAGGGUACCAACUCCUCACCCCAAGAAAUUGACCCUACUAAGGAGAAUCAACUAUACUUCACCUACUCUGUGCACUGGGAGGAAAGUGACAUCAAAUGGGCCUCUCGCUGGGACACUUACCUGACCAUGAGUGAUGUACAGAUCCACUGGUUUUCCAUCAUUAACUCUGUCGUGGUGGUCUUCUUCUUGUCAGGCAUCCUGAGCAUGAUUAUUAUUCGGACCCUCCGGAAGGACAUCGCUAACUACAACAAGGAGGAUGACAUUGAAGACACUAUGGAGGAAUCUGGGUGGAAGCUUGUGCAUGGUGAUGUCUUCAGGCCACCCCAGUACCCCAUGAUCCUCAGCUCUCUGUUGGGCUCAGGCAUUCAGCUCUUCUGCAUGAUCCUCAUCGUCAUCUUUGUGGCAAUGCUUGGAAUGUUGUCGCCAUCCAGCCGUGGAGCCCUCAUGACCACUGCCUGCUUCCUCUUCAUGUUCAUGGGGGUAUUUGGUGGAUUUUCUGCUGGCCGUCUGUACCGUACUCUAAAAGGCCAUCGGUGGAAGAAAGGAGCCUUCUGUACAGCAACACUGUAUCCUGGUGUGGUUUUUGGCAUCUGCUUUGUGUUGAAUUGCUUCAUCUGGGGAAAGCACUCAUCAGGAGCAGUACCCUUUCCCACCAUGGUGGCUUUGCUGUGUAUGUGGUUCGGGAUCUCCCUGCCUCUCGUCUACUUGGGCUACUACUUCGGCUUCCGUAAGCAGCCAUAUGACAACCCUGUGCGCACAAACCAGAUUCCCCGGCAGAUCCCUGAGCAACGGUGGUACAUGAACCGAUUUGUGGGCAUUCUCAUGGCUGGAAUCCUGCCCUUCGGCGCCAUGUUCAUCGAAUUGUUUUUCAUCUUCAGUGCAAUCUGGGAGAACCAGUUCUAUUACCUCUUUGGUUUCCUGUUCCUCGUUUUCAUCAUCCUGGUAGUGUCCUGUUCACAAAUCAGCAUCGUCAUGGUGUACUUCCAGCUAUGUGCAGAGGAUUACCGCUGGUGGUGGAGGAAUUUCCUUGUUUCUGGAGGAUCUGCAUUCUACGUCCUGGUUUAUGCCAUCUUUUAUUUCGUUAACAAGCUGGACAUUGUCGAGUUCAUCCCCUCUCUUCUCUACUUUGGCUACACAGCCCUCAUGGUCUUAUCCUUCUGGCUGCUCACGGGUACCAUUGGCUUCUAUGCAGCCUACAUGUUUGUCCGCAAGAUCUAUGCCGCUGUGAAGAUAGACUGAGUGGGUGGACCAUGGCCAGACCCACUCCAUCCUUGGACAGGAAGCCACCUGCACAGGGAACUGCAGGCACAAUAAAGUAACUCCUGCUCAUUUGGAAUGUAACUCCUGGCACAGUGUUCCUAGAUCCCCAGGCUUCGAGGAGGGGCAGGAGGGCCUGUAGAUAAACCUUGCGUUUUCCUUCAUCUUAUUCCAGGUCUAUAAGGAAUGAGGGGUUUUUGUGGUUUGUUUGGGUUUUUUUUGUUGUUGUUUUUUUCUUCAAUACUAAGAAAGAUUCCUCUAGCAGGAGCUGUCUAAACCUGUUAAUUCAGGUUUAUUUUUCGUUUGGGUUUUUUAUUUGGUUUUUAAACAAAUGGAUCCAGAAUGGAUAAAUGCUGGGUUUUGGUCACUGUCUCCACAUCAGCUCCUCAGAGCUGUUGGCCACCCUACCACUGACUGGAAGAGAGAAUACCAGGGCUGUAGUGAGGGUUCCGAGCCCUCAUUGCAUGCCCUCACCACCGAUGCUACAACGCAGCACAGCUCCAGCCCAGACAGCAGCCUCAGUGCCAACCAGCUUCUGCUGGCCCCUCUCCCUCCCAUUCUCUUCCCCAGCCUGUCCUCUGGGCUGCCCAAGACAGGGCUUCCAGCCAAGCUGUUGUCAUCAUUUCACUGGGAGCAAGCCCAAGCCAUGGUCACUACAAGGAAGUUACCUGGACGUACCAGCAUUGGGCUCCCAGGACAGCAAGAAUUGCCCCCCUCAUCAGGGCAGCUAGUUUGCUGACCAACAAGGAGGAAGAGAUGAGACCAGCAGUGAACUGUUCUCGUGCCAAGAACACUGGACCCAGGGCCAAGUGUUUUCAGAGCCAAGCAUCUGUGUAUGUCUUGGAAGAGGUAGCUAAGGCCACUAGGGUGCUUACCCCUCAAGAUUGCUCCCCAGUUCUUUCCUCAGGAGGUGCCACUGAGGAAGUAUGCUGGUGGUGUAUCUUCUCUUCCCUCACUUUCAGGCCUGGAGUCCUCAGAGCCCCUCCUUGAAGAGGCUGGGCAGAGGCAUUCUCUCCUGUGUCCCCUGGCCUCAACAUUUAUACUCAGUUCUUUUUAGCCAGACCCGUCCCCUCUCCCUCCCGUGCAAUUUCUUUUGGGGACACCCAGAAAACUGCUCUGAGAAGGAAGAUGGAAGGUAAGUUUAAUUGGUCCCUCCCCAGUUCCCAGCAAUAGGCAAGAAACCCAGUCUCCCCAUUUUGGAAGGAGGCUUACAUUCCUAGCCUUGCUCCUCCAAAGCCCCCGUUCUUCCUAGAAGGUAGCCCUGCCUAUCCUGUGCAAGUCACAGACAUUGCUCUUAAGUUGCAAGACCAAAUCCACCCUGGGUUUAGGAUUCAAUUACAGACACUCACCCCUGCUCCAGUCCUUUGGGACACUGCCAGGAGAUAAAGCUCAGGAUGCUGGUUAUGCUAGGAACACACCCUGCCCCCCUCGGGCCCUGCUACCACCAUCAAUCAAGUCGGUGAACCUCUCAGUCUUGCCUCACAGUGACUCCACAGCACCAAGUAUGUCCACCAAGAAUCAGGCUGGAGAAAAGGGAGCC